CUGAAAAUGUAUUGUUCCUAAAUCAAAGAUGGCCGGCACGCCCUCGGUGACAUUCAGUCAUGUGACCUCAUACGUCAUGUUACUGUCGACCAAUCGCUGAGAUGGGAGCUGGUUAUGGCUCCCCAGAUGGACCAAAACUAUUAGGACAGUAACUGCUGGCAGAAGACGUCUGACCGAUUCGGCGAUGCCAGCGAUAUUCCUGGCGACGUUGUACGAAUAUUCGCCCCUCUUCUACAUCACUGUGGUGCUGGUCUGCUUCGUAGUGACGUGUGGCCUGGUUCUGGGGUGGUUUGGGCUGGAAGUUCCGGUCAUACUACGGAACUCCGAUGAAACGAGCUCCAAUACCUUCAUUUCUAAGAGGCAGAUGAAACAAGUGAAGAAUCCAUUCGGCUUGGAAAUUGUUAAUCCGGAUCUUUCCACCAUUGGCACAGGCGUGACACUAAGACCACAUUGCCUGGAGAAGUGUGUCCUGUCCUGUUACUGGGGGUGCAGCGUACAGAAUGUACAGGGGGCUCUACAGCAACAUGUCUACCGUUCCCAGAUAAGGACCCCCGGAGCCCUGGAGGACGCUCUGUACAGCGCAUACCUGCACAAAGACCAACAUGUCGUCCAGAAACAAAGCAAAGAAGAAAUAUUAAUUCAGCUGCCGGAGGACAAGAAGAUAGAAGAUUUUGGCCCCGUGCCCCGGACUUGUUAUCCGCUUAUAGCAGUGCUCACGCUGGCUGAUGCGGACAACCGGGAGUUAUAUCCUAUUGUGUCAAUGCUGAGCGUGAUUCAUAUUCCUGACAGAAGUUACCGGCUCCCGAGCAGGAUCAUUUAUCAGUAUCUCCUGACCGCGCAAGGUCAAUAUUACGACCUUAAGCAACUUUAUAUGUCUGCGAGUGAUAAGCCAGCAGAGACGACGGAGGUCACGAGAGAAGACGACUCCUGGGAGAGGGACAAGGAACUGCUUCAGAAGUUGGGACUGUCAGACGAUGAUCUGCAGGAAGACAGCGGCAAGGACUGCGUUGUGUGUCAGAACGACACCGUGAAUUGGGUACUGUUACCGUGUCGGCACGUGUGUCUGUGUGACGGAUGCUUAAUGCGAUUUCAGCACUGCCCGAUGUGCCGCCAGUUCAUACAGGAAUCCUUUCCUUUACGCAACAGGACUCCACCAACCGGGUGACGAAGCUCUGCAGGCCGUAUCCGCUAUUUUCCGAAGACAGAGGGCUCUGUUCACUAGGGGGCGGGUUUUUCAAAGCUGGGACAACCAAUAAAAAUCGGUGGCUUGGAAAACCCGGCGUUUAGGAAAGAAGGCCCGGAAAGACUUGGAAUCCUGAUAUGCUAGGUGUAUGGCAUUGCUCUGUCAUAGCCAGUGCUCAGGCCAGUACUGUAUAAAUAACAUCAUUUCACCUGCCCAAGUCCCUAUACUGAAAGGCUUACUCACCCCCCUACUCACACUGCAGGCAGCCAUUUCUGUGAGUGGGACCAGUAUUUUUGAGGAUGCCGGUGAUUGGCUCACUGGAAAUGGGUGGCAGAGCAGAGUGACCGGACAGGUCAAUGGCUCCUAGUAAAUUGAGGCGGUCUCCCCUGGAAUAAUGGUUCAGCCCACACUAUGGCUGCUCCGCUAUGGAUAGGCUGUGAGAUGAAGUACGUGUUUGAAGGAAUAUUUAUAACGUGUUUUAAUUAUAUUACUCCUGUAUGUCCAGCAAAGGUAAUUAAUUGAGAUCUUCCAUUUCAUAGUUAAAUCUUAUAACUCUGCCAGAACUUUGCGCACUUAUGUACCUCUGUCAGUGUGAACCGCACAAGCAGGAUCGGACUGGACCACAGCAGUACAGGGGAAAUCCCUGGUGGUUCCCACUGCCUGAGGCCAUCACCCCCUCCUCUAAUGUCCGUUUCCAGACCAUGCAGUCUGCUAGAGGGUCAGUUACCUGGCAGAGCAGGAACAUGGGUGAACGUGGCUGCUUGGUCUGUUCCUAUAGAAACUACACCAAGAUUCGUCCUUCCGACCAAUCAAAAUUAGCGGUUAGGUCAACAGAUCAAAUGUUUUCUUGUGCGAAAAUAAUAUUUAAAAUAUAGCGUAUUACAAACUAAGAAUGUAGUUGUAAAAUACAUAAAGAGUAACUAACACUUGGGACAUCCCAGGGGUAAUAACUUAGAUAACUGAACCUAUAUUUUUGCAAUAGCAUGUAUUUAGUCUUUACUAUACCUAAUGAAGUUCUUACUGAGAUAUAGACACCGGCUGUGUAUGGGGAUCCCCUUUCAUAUGUAGAGUACACAAGGCCGGUUCUACAUCUUGUGGUGCCCGGUGCGAAAGUUUCCACUGGCGCCCCCCCAGUGGUAAAACAGUUAGUGCGCGCCAAAGGCGAGCGUCAAAAAAUAGGGGCAUGGCUUCAUAGGGGAGGGGUGUGCCCCCAGUAGCUGUGCCCCCUGUAGCUAUGUCCCCAGUUGAUUUGCCCCAAGUAGUUGUGCCCCCAGUUGAUUUACCACCAGUUGAUUUGCCCCCAGUAGAUUUGCCCCCUGUAGCUAUGCCCCCAGUAGAUUUGCCCCCUGUAGCUAUGCCCCCAGUAGGUUUGCCCCAGUGGUUGUGCUCCCUAUAGCUAUUCCCCCAGUAGAUUUGCCCCAGCAGUUGUGCCCCUUAGUAGCCGCUUACAAACACACACAAAAAACAAUACUUACCAACCCCGCAUCUGCUUCCCGACCGCUGCUGCUGCUCCGUCUGGCCGCCCGCGGCUCCUCUCUAUGGGAGAGACGUCAUGACGUCUCUCCCAUAGCAGUGCCGCACAGACACUAGAGGUCAAUAAUGACCUCUAGCAUCUGACAGGUGCGCCGGCUACAGCGGACGCCCACACAGCCCACAGCGUCUGCUGCAGCCGGGGUGCGGGUAGGCGGCGGGCGCCUGUGGGGUGACUGCGGCCACACACCCAGGCCACAUGCCCCGGGCGCAGGCACUGCUUGCCCGCACCAAGAACCGCUCCUGAGAGUACAUUAAUGUAGAAUAUACAGACAGGAUCACCAUCAUGUUCUCAAUUAUUAUACAUAUGUUGCAUUAUACUGCUCUCCCAGGACUAUGGUGCAUUCACCACAAAGCAUAAUGUGGUUUAUAUCUCAAGAACUAUCAAUACUUACUAUAUAUAAAGGGAUCAGGGUCGAAUUGGGCCAUGGGUACAGGGGAAACCCCCGGUGGGCCCCACUUUCUGAAGGCCCACCUCUUCUAGGAAUCAGGUUCCACGCCGUGCACUUGAAUUAUACAUUAUACAUGUUUCCUUAUACUGCACAGGACUAUGGUGUAUUUCUACAUUGCAUUGCUGUUAUUCAUCUGGUACAUUAUCAUGCAUGCAUUAGCAGCGUUUACUAUAUAUAUUUAUAAGGGGCCCCAGACCAUGCACUCUAUAAUGGCUAGCUAAGCCUCCGUGAAGGCUGGCCACACUCUCAACUAUGGGCCACUAUCAUUGCAUUACCCGGAGGGCCCUUCACACCCCAGUCUGACACUGAAAGGGGCCCGGCCUGUGCCCUGUAGUAUCAUUGUUGUUUACAGGCUACAUCCUGUCUAAUGGUGACCUCACCCUAUAAGCAUGGCGCCCUACCACUGCAUUUCCCCGGUAGACCCUCCAUACCCCAGUCCGGCACUGCGCCCAUCCGCGCUGUUCAUCUAGGAGCAUUUUAUGUCUGGCUGGUGCCCUUGCCUAUUGCUUUCAUUGUCUAAUGUGCGUUACGUCCUUCAUGACUAAUUGCUGCCUGGUGACGCUUAGGUUUUGUCAUUUCGAAGUUGUGCGUCUUCUGAUCGCUGCAAUAUGUCAUUUACAGAGAGGAUCUAAACCAUAGACUGAAGAGUAUUAUUAACUUUUAUAUAUAAGGUGCCACACGGGUUCCGUAACACCGUACAUAGGGGGUAAUUCCAAGUUCAUCGCAGCAGGAAUUUUAUUAGCAGUUGGGCAAAACCAUGUGCACUGCAGGGAGGCAGAUGUAACAUGUGCAGAGAGAGUUAGAUUUGGGUGGGGGGUGUUCAAUCUGCAAUCUAAUUUGCAGUGUAAAAAUAAAGCAGCCAGUAUUUACCCUGCACAGAAACAAAAUAACCCACCCAAAUCUAACUCUCUCUGCACAUGUUACAUCUGCCCCCCCUGCAGUGCACAUGGUUUUGCCCAACUGCUAACAAAAUUCCUGAUGCGAUCAACUUGGAAUUACACCCAUAGUGCAUAUAACAUAAAGCAAAAUUACAUGUCACGUGGGAGAUCAAACAGGACAGUUGUAGACCGGUUCACAGAUAUACCAAUAUACAUAAUAACAUAGCUAUAAUCUGCAGACUCCAUAAUUACCUGGACACCAUAGAGGGAGAGAGGGCCCUGCUUGUAAGAACUUUCGUCUAAAGGGUACAGGACUGUGACAAGGGUUUAAUGUGUCAUCACGGGUUUGUUUUAACUCCUAUUUAUAUCUAAGCCCCAUAGACCUGGGGCCCCCUUAUAUCUAAGCCCAGCCUGUAAGAGAAGUGUCGGAUUUGUGAGGUCUACUGAGGUAAUUAAUAUGCUAUAAGGCUAGUGACUGGAGAACGUACGCCCGGGAUUUCCCGCUCAGCUGUCUGGGAAGAUAUUACGUUGCCUCGUGUGACCAGAGAAACUUUUCUCAGCUGAUAUUAUCUCAAAUAAAAGUCAUUUUGUUUUUGCCUUAGUAUUAUUAUCUUUUAUUUAUAAGGUGCCACAAAAAAGUACACAGCACGAUACAAAGGAAACGUGAAACAUUUCACAACGCCCGGCAGAAUGCCGUAGCAUAAGUGCCAAGCAUUAAUAUCGCACCACGGACUGGCGCAGGGCUGGGCAACUCACUGCCGCUAGCAGGAGUCACUAGUGGGAGUCAUCUCACUGAUCCUUUACCCAGCAUAGGGGUGAUUCAGGGACGCUGAAGGGGAGAAGGAGACAAGGGGGUGGAGCACUGGUGUCCUGUAGUGUGCAAGGGAGGAACAAGAGGGAGAAGGGCCCUGCCUGUAAGAGCUUACACACUAAGAGUAAGAGAAGAACAGUUGGAGGGUGACCUCGGAAGCAUAAAUGGAGGAGGGUUGGGGAAGUAUCGAGUUAUUACGAGGACUGGUGCACUGCAAUAAAAAGGUAUUGAAGAGCAUGAUGCUUAAAACUGGGGAGGACGUUUGAGAGUCUGAUUGAGAGAGAGGAGUUCCUGAAGAUGGGAGCACCUCUUAAGAGGAAGGCGUGCGAGAAAAGAAGGGAGAAGAGUGGAGGAGAGGCACAGUUCUGAGGAGGAGCGGAUAUGGCGGGAAAGCCAUUCAGGGUGCCCCACGCCCCCAAAAAAUCACCCCACAACUGACAUACCUAAUAAAUGUUUAGGUCUUACCUUAAUUGUGCCUUGUUAUAUGUACAGUAAGAAGAUGCUAGGAUCCCUACUUAAAAUCAUUAGGGACAGGCGGGGAGAGGUGCAAUUCUAGGCUGAAGGAGCCUCAUACCUUCAAGUAUACAUAUAAAUACACAAUAAAGGAUAUAUAGGGGAGCCCUAGACUGCGCACCCUAACUAAAUUAUGUAAUAAGGUGCUGCCCUGCUGAGACUUAUAGUGCCACACACAAAGAGAAAAAAGAUGCAGGUGCACUCUUCAAACAUUACUAAUUAGAAUUAUUAUACAUUUUGCAAUAAAUUUUGCAGUAAAUAGAGGUUUUUAGCAUAAUCUUGGCCAUGGUUAUGGGCUUACCCACCACGUCCAGGUGCCCUCAUCCAGUAAGUCCCUAACAUUCUAAGGAUUCAAGUCCGGGGCGUGGAACACCCCCAAACCAGCCAAGCCAAUCCCCUCCGGGCAGAGCCGGCCAUAGGCAAACUAGGCAAUUGCCUAGGGCAUUUGAUAUGCCUAGGGGCAUCAGUAGCUUCUGCUGAUUAAAAUGAUAUGCGGCAUGCCUAUAUUCUGUGUGUAGAAUUUCAUAUGCAGAUACAGCCACAGUCUCACACAGUAUAUAGGCAUGCUGCAUAUCAUUUUAAUCAGCAGAAGCUGCUUGUGCGUCCUGGCCACAUAACAAUGCAAAUAAGAUGCAUAAAAAAAGGUGCCCGACGUUAGCAAUGAGGCAAGAUUUAUGAGGACACAUCUGUAUCCAAGCAGAGGCAGAGGUCACAGUGUUAGUGGCAGUGUGCAUGUGAGUGGGUUGGCUGUGCAGUAGUGUUCGGAAUAUGUGUAAGGAGCAUUAUGUGUGUCAUGUUAAAAUGCAUUAACAAUGUGCAACAUAUAUGUAAGGGGCACUAUGUGUGUCAUGUGUAUAAGAGCAUUAAUAAUGUGCGGCAUAUGUGUAACGGUACUAAUGUAUGUGUGUCAUUAUGUGUAUAGGGGCACUAAUAAUGUGCAGCAAAUGUGUAGGGGCACUAUGUGUGUCAUUAUGUGUAUAAAGGCAUUAAUAAUGUGCGGCAUAUGUGUAAGGGACAUUAUGUGUAUAAGGGCAUUAAUAAAGGUUGUCAUAAUGUGUAA
Pseudophryne corroboree (corroboree frog) is the source of this 6427-nucleotide messenger RNA. RefSeq names its product cell growth regulator with ring finger domain 1 (gene CGRRF1). The transcript has 6 exons. NCBI's taxonomy places the organism in Eukaryota, Metazoa, Chordata, Amphibia, Anura, Myobatrachidae. Gene Ontology annotation, biological process: negative regulation of cell growth. The record is from RefSeq and is a predicted model, not a curated record. The coding region runs from base 185 to 1165 and encodes 326 amino acids.